This is a messenger RNA of Anopheles maculipalpis, 3618 nucleotides long. RefSeq names its product protein O-mannosyl-transferase TMTC2 (gene Tmtc2). The record is from RefSeq and is a predicted model, not a curated record. Lineage: Eukaryota; Metazoa; Arthropoda; Insecta; Diptera; Culicidae. Gene Ontology annotation, biological process: protein O-linked glycosylation via mannose. Gene Ontology annotation, molecular function: protein binding; mannosyltransferase activity. Gene Ontology annotation, cellular component: endoplasmic reticulum membrane. The coding region runs from base 114 to 3551 and encodes 1145 amino acids. The transcript has 11 exons.
GGUUUGGUAACGGUGGGCUAGGGGAUGUGAACCGACCGUGAACCGUAAUAUGAUUUUUCCCGCAACCGUCAUCCAGCGCGGCACAGCAAGUUUAGCAACGUUUUAGCAAAACGAUGGUACAACGCAACAAGUCAAGCAUGGAUUACGUUAGUUUAGGCUGUUGCACGUUGGCCUUCGUGCUGUACAUUAACACACUGAGUGCGGGAUUCGUCUACGAUGACAGACGAGCAAUCCUCGGCAAUCCGGACGUGCUCAGUACCGGCGGCUGGGCUCAGAUGCUGCAGAACGACUUCUGGGGCACACCGCUGGUGGAUUCGGGCUCGCACGGUUCCUACCGUCCGCUGUGCGUCGCUAGCUUCAAGCUCAACUACCUGGUGGACGGGUUCAAACCGUUCGGCUACCACCUGGUCAACGUGCUGCUGCACUCACUAGCGACCGGGCUGGUGGUGAAGCUGGCCCGUCACAUCCUGCCGGUGAGCCGGUCGGGGGUGGCCAUCACCGGACUGCUGUUUGCGGCCCAUCCCAUCCACACCGAAGCGGUGGCGGGUGUCGUUGGCCGGGCGGAUCUGACCGGGUGCAUCUUCUACCUGCUCGCACUGCUCGCCUACAUACGUCACGUCCGGUGGCGGCAGUGGGGUGAUGGCCGGCAGUGGUUGGCGCUCGCUGUCACCGUACUGCUUGCCGGCGCAGCCAUCCUCUGCAAGGAAACGGCCGUGACAGCUUUAGUGGUUUGCGCGAUUUAUGACAUCAUAAAGGGAUACGCCGGAUCCAGAGAUAAGCACCGAGUUCGGAGCCUCAGCAUUAUUGCCCUCUCGCUGGCCUUCAUCGUACACUGCCGCCUGACGCUUCCACGGCCAGCCACACUGUUUUCUACCGCUGACAAUCCUACCGCCAGAAGUGGUUCCCUGUGGACCAGAUUUCUCACCUUCACCUACCUACCGGUGGUCAACUUUAAGUUGCUACUGCUGCCGGACGUGCUCAGCUUCGACUGGGGCAUGGAUGCGAUACCGCGCAUCGGUUCCGUGUUCGAUCGUAAGGUUGCGCUGGCCUGUCUGUUCUAUCUAGCGCUCGGUUGGGCUGUGUGGAGCAGCGGCCGGGUUCUCGCAAGACAGUCCUCCCGUCAGACAACUAACUCUUCGGCGAAGAGUGCCAAUGGUGCUUCCAGCUUCAAUCGGAAGCUUACCAACAAACUAAACCUGCACCGACUACGGACGGAAGAAGGUGCACUGCCCGUGGUGGAGUUGACCGAGGAACCGACCGGCGGUGCGGUCGGUUGUGCACUGUGCAAGCAUGAUGCCGGAUUGCACCAUUCCAGCUCCUGCCGGACGCUGCACAACAACAACGGCAUGUCGUCCAUCAUCUGCGGGUGCGCCUACGCGCCGGAAUACAAAUAUUUAUCACUAGCGCCUUCGACGCUGGCCAGCUACUUUUGCCGGACGGCCGGUUCCAGCAAGAGCACGGUGCGACCCAGCAACAGCAACAAUAAUAAUAACGAUAGUGCCAGCAUCAACUAUAACCAGAGCUUCCAGGGAACGGUCGGCAAGAAGUUCGCCUGUCACUGGCCACUCGGUGAAACCGCGUGCUUAGGCAAAGAGAAGACAUCCGAGGAGCACUCGCCGUUCCCAUUCGCCACACUUCUCACUACAACGCCAGAGAUAGCUUCCCCGUCCCGUACACCUUCCCUGUCCUCUUCCUCCUUUACCUCAUCGUCAUCAUCCUCAGCUUCGAGUUCCUGUGCUUCAUCCGUGCGGGGUGACAGUACGGAUGGUUCCACCGAUGCGGCGAGUCUCCGAGAUGGGAGCUCACUGCACAACUCGCCCGCUGCCGCACUGCUAAUGUCCGUGGCGUUACUUACGCUGCCCUUUCUGCCUGCCAGCAACCUCCUCUUCUAUGUGGGGUUUGUCGUCGCGGAACGUAUCCUCUAUUUACCGAGCGUUGGCUAUUGCCUGCUGAUCGGGCUCGGCGUGAGUGGUCUGAUUGAUGGUACCGGUGUUGCCCGUGGCCACGGUUCGUCCAGCUCACCCAGCACAACCGGUGGUGCUGCCAGUGGCGCAAAGAUACCGAACUACGGUCGGUGCAACGGUCGUCGGACCGGUGGGUCGUGCUGGGUGGGCACGGCCGUGCGCAAGUGUAUGACCCUAGUGGCGACCCCGUCCGUAAGGGGCGAGUGUAGUGUCGGUACGCGUGAUGUGAGUGUGGGUGACGAUGCCAACGGCAUCAACCGUAUGUCGGUCAACAGUGAUAAUGGCAACAGUGGCCGGUAUGGCAAAUUCCGCAACAGCAACGGAAUCGUUGCGUCUGGUGCAAGUGUUGUCAGUGGUAGCGUCUCUAGCAAGCCUUCCCGGCCGAUCGCAGCUGCCGGUAGGAGUGGCCGCACGAGUGGUCGCAGCACAAAGGCGCACGGCCCACGGCGGCGACAGCUCGUCCUGGCGUGUGUCGGCUUACUGCUGAUUGCGUACAGUGCAAAAACGGUACGCCGGAAUCGCGACUGGGUGGACGAGGAAAGCCUGUUCCGGAGUGCGAUCACCGUCAAUCCCCCGAAAGCACUCGGAAAUUUAGGAAGUGUCCUUAGUGCGCAGGGCCGCUAUCAGGAAGCCAAGGAGGCCCUGAAGGCAGCACUCAGCCAUCGCCCCAACAUGGCGGAUGUACAUUAUAAUCUAGGGAUCUUGCUACAAAACCAGCAAGAUUACAACGAGGCUGUGGAGAGCUUUCGAAAAGCGAUACGCUUUCGACCAUCGCUGGCACUGGCCUAUUUGAACCUUGGGACCUCACUGAUAGCAUUGGGCCGCUGCCAGGAAGCGGCCAGCGUACUGCGGGAAGGCACCAAGCUGGACGGUUCCGGGCUGCGGGACCGGGCAGCACACGAUAACGCCCGCAUCAGUGCACUGCUGCAGCUCGGCAAUCUGUACGCCGAUCAGGGAAAACUGCAGCGUGCCCUCGCCGUCUACCGGGAGGCAUUGCACACACUGCCGGAACGAUAUCCACCCCAGGGUAUCUACCAUCGUUUGGGUGACAUCUUUGCCCGUCUUAGCCAGUGGAGCGAAGCGGAACGGUUUCAACGGGCGGCCCUCGAAGCCCAACCGGAUCACAUCGCUGCCCACCUAUCGUACGGGACGAUGCUGGCGCGAAACAGCAGCCGAACGUCCGAGGCGGAACAGUGGUUUCGGAGGGCACUCCGGUUAGCACCGAACGAUGCCAGCGUACACCAUCAUUACGCUGAAUUUCUUUCCUCCCAGCGCCGUACGGAGGAAGCGUUCCAGUACCGGGUGAGGGCAGCUGAACUGGCCCCGGAAGAUUACGCACUGGUAAUGGCGGCCGCAUCAAGCCUCCGGUUGCAUGACCGCAAACUCGAAGCCGAACGAUGGUACCGACAGGCUGUGAAAUUACGACCACAGGAAGCUCGUGCACAUACCAACCUGGGAGCGAUUCUACACCUGCUCGGACGCACACAGGAAGCGGCCAACAGCUACCGGGAAGCGCUUCGGCUGCAACCGGACGAUCUGACCACGCUUUCGAAUCUGGCCAAGUUGGGUGUACCGGCCAUAUCCUGAGACGGCACCACAGCCCGGCCGGGAAGGGUUCGGAAGCCCGGAAGUUGAUUGCAACCCACGGGUACAG